Messenger RNA from Mustela erminea (ermine), 1526 nucleotides. RefSeq lists its product as uncharacterized. The transcript is spliced from 4 exons. NCBI's taxonomy places the organism in Eukaryota, Metazoa, Chordata, Mammalia, Carnivora, Mustelidae. Bases 819 to 1526 code for a protein of 235 amino acids. The record is from RefSeq and is a predicted model, not a curated record.
GAGGAGGGUGGGGUGGGCAGGGUCAGGAUGGAGCUGCUCUGGCUAAAUAUGUCCUUAGAGUUGCAUUGAGGCUGGGGUCUGAAGGAAGAGCGCCAGCUAGAAGUCCCAACGGAGAGCCUGGGAUGAACCUCCCAGAGGAAGGGGUAGGGCCCUAGCAAAGCAGGAAUCUAUCUAGAGGGCAAAGGAGGCUUUGAAGGGUUUUUAGGGAGAGAGGAAGUGCUCAGAUAUGCAGGCUCAGCAGGGGCUAUGGCAGGGAAACUGUGGCUGUGGACCCGGAGGAGGAGUUACCAGGGGAGAGGGCCUGGGGUCGGGAGGGGCCCGGAGGGUAGAUGGAAGGCUGCUGGACCACUCCAGUGAGGUUGGGGAUGGGUCCUGAGGCUAGGCUGGCUGGGGGGAGGUAUGGGGAGUGUUGUUCCUUAGCUCAGGUUUAGGCAAGCAUGCUGACCUGAGGCAUCUGAAACAGCAGCCCGCAAAAUGUUGCAAGCAAGACUCAGAGUAACUGAGUUCAGCUUGAAGUGAUGCAGGAGGCGGAGGAGUGAGGUGGCGGGGGUGGGGGCAAGGGAAGCAGAGGGCCAACAAGGCGUGCGAGGAAAGUGUUGGGUGGUUUUGGCAUUAGGAGUAACACGGGUCCACCUACCCCUGGUGGAGGGUCUGGGGUGGGGGCUGGAGAGGCUCCAGUCAGUGACUCCCCAUGACGCCUCUCCAGGACCAGAUCAAGCCCGGCCCUGGGAUGGGGGCUGGGGUGGGAGAGAUUGAGCCUUGCUCCUCCACCCAUUGGAGCUCCCAGACCCACAGAUAAUUACGAGGUGAUACGAUAAAUGCUACCUGCACGGGGUGCCGUGGGCGGAGAGGGCAGGGCAGCCGGGAGGAGGGGGCCCUUUUUGACUCUGAGCCUGAGCCGUUCGUUCAUGAGGCAAGGACCGAGGGGACUGCAGGCCUGGGCGUGGGAACCAUGCAGACAGAAAACCGAGGGCAAGAAGAGACCCUGGGCCUUAGGUGGCAGGGUUGCCUUUGAACCUAGGGACCCGAGAGCGCAUGCCCUUGGCUGUGCUGCUCUCCUGCCCCUGGGCUUGGCCUACCAGGUGCCAGACUGGCCUAGCCGCCAGACAUUCCCACGUAUUAACGUGCUGACAUCUGCGGAGGCCCACACAUUGGCAGGGCUCCAGCCUACAUCCCUACAUCAAAGGCUGCUCAGGUGGUUUCUUGGGCCUGAGGCACUAACAUUCCUGCGUAGCCAGUGCAACUGGUCUGGACUCGAGGCCUCAGGCUGUGUUCCAGGAAGGCACCCUUGGCAUCUGCCUGAGCGGUGUGGAAAACCAGGAGGCUACGUGGUUGUGGUGUCUCUCUGGAGCAGAUCCUGCGGCCCCAGGCACCUGCCGUGUGUGAGGGAGACCCCCGUUAUCUCAUCAGCGGCUUCAGCCAACCCCCGUCCCCACUGCCCCAUUUUUGCAGCCACCUCUGCAGGCAAGGCGUGGGGCUCCCAUCCCCUGAGAAAGGUAGGCACCUGCCCUGUUGCCCUCAGCUAA